Molecule: messenger RNA, 4588 nt
Organism: Ailuropoda melanoleuca (giant panda)
Lineage: Eukaryota; Metazoa; Chordata; Mammalia; Carnivora; Ursidae
Product: contactin-associated protein-like 3
Source: RefSeq, a predicted model, not a curated record
CCCGCCCGCCAGCUGCGCGGGUCCGCAGAGCGCGGAGGAGGCAGCGCGACCCCGGCCGGGAGCGAGCGGGCAGGCCCGCGCGGAGACGCUGCCGGACGCCUCGGGUCCUAGGGCGGGGGACCAUGGACCCCGCCGCGGGAGCCUUCCUCGGGUUGCUCUUUCUUUUGUCUGCUCAGCCCUGGAGCCCAGUAGUGGCAGGGAAUACUUAUACCUGUGAUGCCCCGCUGGCGUCCACCUUGCCGCGAGAGUCCUUCAGCAGCUCGUCGGAGCUGUCCAGCAGUCAUGGCCCAGGGUUUGCAAGUCUUAAUCGCAGAGAUGGGGCUGGUGGCUGGUCUCCACUUGUGUCAGAUAAAUACCAGUGGCUGCAGAUUGACCUUGGAGAGAGAAUGGAGGUCACGGCUGUGGCCACCCAGGGAGGGUACGGGAGCUCCGACUGGGUGACCAGCUACAUCCUCAUGUUCAGUGACGGCGGGAGGAACUGGAAGCAGUAUCGGCGAGAAGAAAGCAUCUCGGGUUUUCCAGGAAACACAAACGCAGACAGUGUGGUGCAUUACCGACUGCAGCCUCCCUUCGAAGCCAGGUUCCUGCGCUUCCUCCCCUUAGCCUGGAACCCUAAGGGCAGGAUCGGGAUGCGGAUAGAAGUGUACGGAUGCGCAUACCGAUCUGAGAUGGUUAAUUUUGAUGGAAAAAGCUCCUUGCUAUACACAUUUAAUCAGAAAUCCGUGAGUCCAACAAAAGAUGUUAUUUCUUUGAAAUUUAAAACCAGGCAGACUGAUGGGAUUCUACUCCACAGAGAAGGACAAAAUGGCAAACACAUCACUCUGGAGUUAGUUAAAGGAAAACUCAUCUUAUCCCUUAAUUCAGGCCAUGCUAGCCUGUCCUCCCCUGACGCCCAUGUGACCCUCACCCUGGGCAGCCUGCUGGACGACCAGCACUGGCAUUCUGUCCUCAUCGAGCUCCUGAACUCACACGUCAACUUCACGGUGGACAGGCACACUCAGCAUUUCCAGGCAAAGGGCGAGUCCAGCUAUUUGGAUCUUGAUUAUGAGAUCAGCUUUGGAGGGAUUCCUGGACACGGAAAAUCAGUGGCAUUCCCACAUAAAAACUUUCACGGCUGCUUCGAAAAUCUCUACUAUAAUGGAGUGGAUAUCAUUGAUUUGUCCAAGAAACACAAACCACAGAUCCACCUCAUGGGAAACGUGUCCUUCUCGUGCUCACAGCCUCAAAAUGUGCCUGUGACUUUUCUGAGCUCCAGGAGUUACUUGGCACUGCCAGGCACCCCCGGAGAGGACAAAGUGUCGGUCACUUUCCAAUUUCGAACGUGGAACAGGGCAGGGCUGCUGCUGACCACGCAGCUUCAACACGGGCCAGGGGCUCUCGUCCUCGUUCUUAAUGAUGGAAAACUCCAGCUGAGUCUGUCCCAGCCCGGACAUCCAGCGAGGGAUGUCACAACAGGUGCUGGAUUAAGUGAUGGGCAGUGGCAUUCAGUGUCCUUAUCAUUGAAAGGAAAUCACCUGAGUGUGAUGGUGGAUGGAGAGGCAGCCACUGUGGCUCAUUCCCUGCGCGGGCGAAUCGACUCAGGGGACACCUAUUAUUGGGGCGGCUGUCCCGACAGCAGGUCUGGCCCUGGAUGUGGAGGCCCCCUGGCCGGGUUUCAGGGCUGCGUGAGGCUCAUCUCCAUUGGCGACAAGGCAGUGGAUCCCAUCACAGUACAGCAGGGGGCGUUCGGGAGUUUCCGUGACCUCCAGAUAGACACCUGUGGCCUCAUGGACAGGUGUUUGCCCAGCUAUUGUGAACAUGGGGGCGAAUGUUCCCAGUCCUGGGACACCUUCUCCUGUGACUGUGCGCACACGGGCUACACGGGCGCGACCUGCCAUUCCUCUUUGUACGAGCAGUCCUGUGAAGCCCACAAGCACAGAGGAAACUCCUCAGGGCUCUACUAUAUCGAUUCAGACGGAAGUGGCCCGCUGGGACCUGCUCUUGUAUAUUGCAACAUGACAGAAGACACCACCUGGACCUCAGUGCAGCACAAUGGCUCCCACUUGGCCAGGGUCAAAAGCUCGAAUGGAGAAAGCCCCCACCCUGUGUUUUUCAAGUACACAGCCAGCAUGGACCAGCUCCAAGCCAUCAUUGACCGUGCGGACCACUGCCAACAGGAGCUGGCUUUCCACUGCAAGAAGUCAAGGCUCUCAGCCAGCCACGAUGGAACCCCAGUGAGCUGGUGGGUUGGAAGAACCAAUGAAACACACACUUACUGGGGAGGUUCUCUGCCUGAUGCUCAAAAAUGUGCUUGUGGAUUACAGGGGAACUGCCUUGAUUCUCAGUAUUACUGCAACUGUGAUGCUGCCCGGAAUGAAUGGACCAGCGACACAGUAGUCCUUUCCCAUAAGGAGCACCUGCCAGUCACUCAGGUUGCGAUGAGAGACACAGGCCAACCACAUUCAGAAGCGGCUUAUGCACUGGGGCCUCUGCUCUGCUGGGGGGACAAUUCAUUUUGGAAUUCCGCCUCUUUCAAUACCGAGACUUCAUACCUUCACUUCCCUACGUUCCGUGGAGAGCUCAGUGCUGACGUGUCUUUCUUUUUUAAGACAACAGCUCCUUCUGGGGUGUUUGUAGAGAAUCUGGGGAUCACAGACUUCAUCAGGCUAGAGCUGCACGCUCCUGCAGAAGUGACCUUUUCCUUUGAUGUGGGGAACGGGCGUUGUGAGGUCACCGUGCGGUCUCCCACUCCCUUUAACGACAACCGGUGGCAUCACGUGAGGGCAGAGAGGAACGUGAAGGAGGCAUCCCUUCAAGUGGAUCAGCUCCCCAGCAAGACGCAACCAGCGCCGGCUGACGGCCACGCCCGCCUCCAGCUCAACAGCCAGCUCUUCGUGGGUGGGACGGCCACCAGGCAGAGAGGCUUCCUGGGCUGCAUUCGGUCGCUGCGGUUGAAUGGGCUGGCCCUGGACCUGGAAGAAAGGGCCACAAUGACGCCAGGCGUGGAGCCAGGCUGCCCAGGACACUGCAGCAGCUACGGACACUUGUGUCGCAACGGAGGGAGAUGUAGAGAGAGACCCAGGGGCAUCGCUUGCGACUGUGCCUUCUCUGCGUACGACGGGCCUUUCUGCGAGAGCGAGAUUUCUGCCUAUUUUGGAACUGGCUCGUCAGUUAUCUACAACUUUCAAGAACAUUCCAAUUACACCUUCAGUAAGAACUCCAGCUCCUUUGCAGCUUUAUUUCAUGAGGAUCUGACGCUGGCCGGCGAAAUGGCCACACUGAGCUUCCGGACCACGGGGACGCCCAGCUUACUCCUCUAUGUGAGCUCCUUCUACGAGGAGUACCUGUCCGUUAUCCUCGCCCCCAAUGGAAGUUUGCAGAUCAGGUAUAAGCUGGACAGGCACCAGGAACCUGAUGUUUUUAACUUUGGUUUUAAAAACCUUGCCGAUGGGCAGCUUCACCAGGUGAAGAUUCACAGAGACGCGGCUCUGGUCUCUGUAGAGGUUAACCAGAAUGCAAGGAGACAAGUCAUCCUGUCGUCAGGGACAGAAUUCAAUGCUGUCAAAUCCCUUACGUUGGGGACAAUUUUAGAGCCCCCCGGCGCGGACCCGGACACGCUGCGGGCCGGCGCGCGUGGCUUCACCGGCUGCCUCUCGGCCGUGCGCUUCGGCCCCGCCGCUCCGCUCAAGGCUGCGCUGCGCCCCGGCGGCCCCCCGGUCACCGUGCGCGGCCACGUGGCCGCCGCGUCCCGCUGCGCGGAGGGGGCGGGAUCCGGAGCCCCGGCGCGGGAGGCCAUCCGCCCGCUCGCAGGUGGCGCAGGUGGUUCUGGACCAACAGAUGGGGGAGAACCCUUAGUUAAUGCUGACAGAAGUGACUCUGCUGUCAUCGGAGGUGUGAUAGCGGUCGUGAUAUUUAUCUCGCUCUGCGUCACCGCCAUAGCUAUACGCAUUUAUCAGCAGAGAUGGUUAUACCAAAAAAAUGAGUCAAAUAUUCCCCAAACUGGAGACAACGCUGAGACUGCUCUGAAAAGUGAGGUCAACAUGCAAAGUACAGUCAGUGAAAGCCAGAAAGAGUACUUCUUCUGAUGGCCAGCGGCGGUUUAUCCAGAGCUCCGGGGAUGUGACUUUCUCGCUAAGCCAGGGGCUCCCAGCGGAUGAAGCUCCCCCCUUGUCCUCCUGGGACAGGUGGCAGCUGCGUAGCGCCAUCAGCUUGCUCGCGUGUGGUCCUGGGAGGCUCUGCUCAGUGCUGCUUCAUGAUCUGUUUAUGUAGAAGUGACUUAGGUGUGCUCAUUAAUCACUGUGUGGCGGUUUCUGAUUGUUCUGGCCCGAUUGGCGAAAAUUCAAAUGUAUUUUGCAUAAUGACUUUGGGUUUUAAGUGAGAACAAGGAUUUGAGCUGUGGCCCUAUUCUCUUAAAAAUGAGACACAGAAGUUUAUAAAAGUCAAAGUUGGACUCUUGUGUUACGUGGAAAUCUGUGUUUUGCUUCCUUUAUUGAUCACCUGCUGACAUUUGUAAGCCGGGAAGUGCUUCUCAGAUAGUCUUCGACUGCAUUUCCAUCUUUCUGUGAACCAGAGCCCACUGGCCAAAAAUGCAUUAGAAACCUAGAAAACC